AUGGUCGUCUCAAGGAACGUGACGGCCGUCGGCAUUGCCGAGAACGAGAACAAGGCGCUGCGCGACGAGGUGUCGCGCCUGCGCGCCGCGCUCGGCGGCGCGGGCCUGCAGGCGCCCUUCAAGCUGCAGGCCGCGCCCGCCGCGGCGGCGGCGCUGGCGUCGUCGUCGUGA
Molecule: messenger RNA, 171 nt
Organism: Monoraphidium neglectum
Lineage: Eukaryota; Viridiplantae; Chlorophyta; Chlorophyceae; Sphaeropleales; Selenastraceae
Exons: 3
Coding region: 1-171 (56 amino acids)
Source: RefSeq, a predicted model, not a curated record